Messenger RNA from Drosophila biarmipes, 961 nucleotides. RefSeq names its product probable G-protein coupled receptor Mth-like 7. The record is from RefSeq and is a predicted model, not a curated record. NCBI's taxonomy places the organism in Eukaryota, Metazoa, Arthropoda, Insecta, Diptera, Drosophilidae. The coding region runs from base 10 to 876 and encodes 288 amino acids. The transcript is spliced from 6 exons.
AGAUCGAAAAUGAAGUUAGGCCUCCAAAAUUUCGCCCUGGUAACAUCGACAAUAUGCUGUAUUUUAACCAUCGCAAUUUAUCUUCACGUCAAGCAGCUGCGAAAUACCCGAGGCAAGUGCAUUGUAAGCUGCCUUCUAAGUAUUGUCUUGUGGCAGAACUCGCGUGUAUUAAAAUAUUGGAUGCCAAUAAACAGUUUGUUUUUGGAUGUUGGUAUAUUCAUAUUCUUCUUUUUCGCUCACAAUCUUUGGCUGUCGGUCAUCAGCUUUCAUUUGUACAAAGUCUUCAAGUCGGUCCCUGGCGAGGAGCACCGCUUUCAGUUCCUGGCCUAUAGUGUCUUCGUCUGGUUCACGACUGCCCUCCUCCCCGGGGAAUAUUCACUGGUGUCGUUCUUGAGUGGCGAUGACAGUCCAUUCGCAAGACUGUUCGCUGAAGGUCAGGGCAACCUUUUAGCUGAAAUAUGGCUCGGCGUUUCCUUCUUGGCGUUACUAAUCUCGAGCGUCUUCAAUGUGAUUAUGUUUACCCUAACGAUCAGCCACAUUCUGAAAGUCAAGACCAAUAUAAUAAGGAGGACCAGACCAAAUAGAGAGACGACAACCUGCUUUAAUAUCGAAACUGAAACAUAUCUGUACUGCCUUCGGAUCCUGUUUGUGAUGGGCAUGACUUGGUUCCUGUACUUAGUUUCUUUUGUCGCGAGGGUCCUGCGUUAUAGUAACCCGGUGCUUGAUGUCCUCGGUUAUUUCAACUGGUUUUACGGCAUCUUCGUGUUUGUACUCUUUAUCCUAAAGCGCAGCACCAUUAAUCUUCUAAUGGAUAGCAUUCUAGUUAAACGAAAAAAGCAGUUGGCCCGCACUCGUAGAGCACAAAAUCCAGCUUAAUUUUCUGUGCUUCGAAGAAAAGGAGGGGAAAAUGACUUAAAGUUAAACUCCAAAAUUCAUAUUUAACAAAAUAAUCUACCCAUAC